Molecule: messenger RNA, 3855 nt
Organism: Rhinichthys klamathensis goyatoka
Lineage: Eukaryota; Metazoa; Chordata; Actinopteri; Cypriniformes; Leuciscidae
Gene: smc1b
Product: structural maintenance of chromosomes 1B
Exons: 25
Coding region: 64-3765 (1233 amino acids)
Biological process (GO): sister chromatid cohesion
Cellular component (GO): chromosome; nucleus; cohesin complex
Molecular function (GO): ATP binding; ATP hydrolysis activity; protein binding
Source: RefSeq, a predicted model, not a curated record
UUUUUUCCUGUCAGUAACUUAACUCGAGUAAACCAAGUUGCCUUUUUCAUCUAGAACUGAAACAUGGGUUUCUUAAAACAACUAGACGUGGAAAAUUUCAAAUCCUGGAGAGGAAAGCAAACGAUCGGCCCAUUUAAAAGGUUUAAUUGCAUAAUUGGCACUAAUGGAUCAGGCAAAUCUAAUGUCAUGGAUGCUCUUGGAUUCGUGAUGGGAGAGAGGGCGGUCAACCUCCGUGUGAAGCACACCAGAGAUCUCAUCCAUGGUGCCCACAUCGGCAAACCUGUGUCGACGUUCGCCAGUGUGACCAUGAUCUACUGUAGAGACAAUGAGGAAAUUACCUACAGUAGAUGCAUUUCAGGGGAAUCUUCUGAGUAUCAUGUGAAUGGUAAACAGAUGACUUUAGCGAAGUACACUGGAGAGCUAGAGAAGAUCGGCAUUGUGGUGAAAGCGAAGAAUUGUCUGGUGUAUCAGGGUGCUGUGGAGUCAAUUGCCAUGAUGAAUGCCAAAGAGCGAACAAAGAUGUUUGAACGAAUCAGCAACUCUGGAGAGCUGAGAGCUGAAUAUGAUGCCAAGCUAGCGGUCCUGCAGAAAGCCAAAGAGGACACCCAGUUCCAUUUUAACCGGAAGAAAGCGGCUACAGCUGAGAAGAAACAAGUCUUCAAAGAUAAGACUGAGGCGGAAAAAUAUCAGACACUGGUGGACGAACUCAGAGAAAGCAAACUCCAGCUGGCCCUCUUUCAUCUCUUCCACAAUGAGAAAAACAUAAACGCACAGUCAGAAAAACUGAGGGACGCACAGGAGGCCGCAACGCAGCAGAAGAACAGCCUAGAGGUCUGGGAACAAACUGUGAAGGCUCAGAAGAAAGAACAUGGGCGCCUGAACCGAGAACUUCAGCAGUUGGAGAAGGAGAUCAGAUCUCAGGAGCAGACUCUUAAUCAGCAGAGGCCUCAGUACAUCAAAGCUAAAGUGAACACCUCCCACCACCAGCACAAAGUGGAGGAGGCGCGCAGAUCGCUUCAGAAGAACCGGAGUCAGCAGGCCAAAAAGGAGCAGGAGCUUGAGGAGCUGAAGGGAGAGCUGACUGAGCUGGAGAAGGCCUGGACGGUCUCUGAGAGGCAGAUGGAGGAGGAGGGGGCUCAAAGAGGAGACGGAGUGCAACUAGAGGAGGCCCAGAUGGAGCGGUAUAAGGAACUCAAAGAGCUGGCCAGGAAAAAGGGAGCGAUUUUAAACCAAAGCGCUGAGAAGCUGCACUGGGAGGUAAAAGCAGACCGUGAGAAGCUUCAGUUUGACCUGAGGAGGAAAAGUGAGAUACAGGCAAAUAUUAAACACUCUCAAACUCGGAUGGAAGAUUUCAUCAGAAGGGCAGAGAAGCUGGAGGAGUAUGCCAGCACUACUAAGAAAGCUCUGGAGGAGCAGUGUCAGCAGGAGGAGCAACUGGCAGAGGAGCUGUCGAGAGGCUUCAUACGAAGGGAGGAGGUGAACGAGGAGCUCGCGCAGGUGCUGACCAAGCUGCAGAACGCUCGGCUGGACAGCCAAGAGAAUCGACGACAGCAGAAACGAGACGAAGUCCUUGAAAGCCUCAGGAGACUCUACCCUGAUACAGUGUAUGGCCGUCUGGUGGACUUGUGCCAGCCCAUCCACAAGAAAUACCUGCUCGCCGUCACCAAGCUGUUUGGCAAGAACAUGAACGCUAUUAUUGUGACGUCUGCCAAAGUGGCUCAUGACUGCAUCCGAUUUCUGAAAGAGGAAAGAGCCGAACCAGAGACAUUUCUUCCUAUUGACUAUAUAGAUGUACACCCUCUGAACGAGCGUCUGAGGGAAGUGCAGGGAGCCAAGAUGGUGGUGGAUGUGGUUCAGUGCGCUCAAAACGCCCCUCAGCUUAAGAGGGUGAUUCAGUUUGUGUGCGGAAACUCCCUGGUCUGCGACUCUCUGAUAGGCGCCCGUCGCAUUGCCUUCGAUGGCCCUGAGCGCCUUCAGACGGUGGCUCUUGACGGCACCUUGUUUCGCAAGUCUGGGGUGAUCUCCGGAGGCUCCUUGGACCUAAGCAAGAAAGCUCGACGCUGGGAUGAGAAGGAUAUGAAUAAACUGAAGGAGGAGAAGGAUAAGCUGUCAUCCGAGAUGCGUGCCCUGAUGAAGCUGAAGCGUAAGGAAGUGGAUUUGAAGCAGAUCAGGGCUCAGUCUCAGGGAAACCAGACUCGCCUCAAAUACUCCAACACAGAACUGGACUCCAUACGCAAGAAGAGCAUCCCAGCUUGUCAGGCUGAGAUUUCCAAACUCAGGAGUGAGCUCUCCAACCUCGAGGCCCAGUUUGAGAUACAGACUGAGAAUGUAGAACUAAAGGAUAAUGAGAUGAAGGCCAUCAGGGACAAAAUUCACCAGAUGGAGGACGUGGUGUUUGCGGACUUCUGCGUAGUGAUCGGUGUGGCUAACAUCCGUGAGUAUGAGCAGGAUUAUCUGCGACUGCAGCAGGAGCUUGAGAAGAAGCGCCUGGAGUUUGAGUCCCAGCACACCCGCCUAAGUAUCCAGCUAGAUUACGAGCAGGCUCAGUUGAAGAAACUCGUCAAACAGAUGAAGAAGACAGAAGAGACCAUCGAAAUAGAGGAGAACAUCGUUAUUAGCUUGAAAGAGGUGGAGGACAGACUUUUGAUAGCUGUGGAGCAGACACAAUCAAAUCUCCUAGAACUGAACAACCAGCUGUCAGAAAAGACAACUUUAGUUAACGAUGCCAAGACAGAGGUUGACAAGACUCUUAAAGGCUCCCAGGAGAGAAACAAGGUGCUGAUGAAGCUUCAGAAGGAAACGAUCUGUGCUGAGGCAGCCCUAGAACAGCUGAGACUGAGCAGACACAACCUGCUGCUGGGCUGUAAGAUAGACAACCUACCGUUGACACUGAUUUCAGGAGAGCUGGAUGACAUCAGUGACAUACAGCUGGACUCAGAGUCUCAGAGCAUCAGCACAUUGGAUAUUUAUGAAAGAGAAGCGCAAUUGAUGUUUGACUAUUCAACACUGGACAAGGGCCUUAAGGCCCUCACUGAUGAGAGUGAAUUGGAGGUUCAGUUGGAGAAGCUCAAAGAAAGCGUCUCUUCUCUGGAGUCCAUGAUCAUGAUGUCUAGAGCUCCCAACCUGAAAGCUCUAGAAAAGAUCAGAGAUGUUAAGGACAGCUACCGGGAAGUCAUGGAUGCUUUUGAGACCAGCGCACAUACUACUAAGAAAUGCGGUCAGGAGUUUGAGCAAGUGAAGACCAAACGCUUCCAACUCUUUAAUCAGUGCUUUGAACAUGUGUCUAUCGUCAUCGACCAGAUCUACAAGAAGCUCUGCAGAAACACCAGCGCUCAGGCCAUUCUCAGCGCUGAGAACGCAUAUGACCCUUACCUGGACGGCAUCAACUAUAACUGUGUGGCUCCUGGGAAACGAUUCAUGGCCAUGGACAACUUGUCAGGAGGAGAGAAGGCCAUCGCUGCUCUCGCUUUGGUCUUUGCCAUUCACAGCUUUCGUCCUGCCCCGUUCUUUGUGCUGGAUGAAGUGGAUGCUGCCCUGGACAACACAAACAUUGGCAAGGUUACAGGAUUUUUCCGGAUGAUGUCCAGAGAAAGCUGCCAGAUCAUUGUGAUCUCCCUGAAGGAAGAGUUCUACUCGCGGGCAGACGCUCUUCUUGGAGUCUAUUCUUCGUUUGAUGAAUGCAUGUUCAGCCGUCUUCUCACCCUGGACCUCACCCCAUACCCACUGAACGACGAGAACGGCACAGAAAGAGAGAUGGACAAAUGAUUUAAAUGGCUUUAUGGCAGAUAAUGCCAGAACUGUACUACGUGAAUGUUGAAUGUUAUACGGUGAAAGUUAGAAAAGUAGUUACAUAUA